GUUGGGGGGGGAGAGAGGCACGAAGAUGGCGGCGGUGAGUUCCGCGAAGUCCGCUGGCGCUGCACCCGGGAAGACGGAGAGGCACAGGGGCCGAGGCGGACCGAUGGAAGGCGCCGCCUCUGCCGCUCGGCUCCUCACGCAGGAGGAGGCCCGGUGCCCCGUGUGCUCGGAGAUCUUUCUGGAGCCGGUGACCAUGCCCUGCAGGCACUCGGUGUGCCUACCGUGUUUCAGGCGGACGGUGGAGCAAAGCGCCCUGCGCUGCUGUCCGCUAUGCCGGCUGCGCGUGUCCGGCUGGGCCCGCAGGCAGUCCCGCGAGAAGUCGCUGGUGAACGCCGAGCUGUGGGACAUGGUCCGCCGCAGCUACCCGGAGCGCUGCGAGCGGAGGAUGGAGCAGGAGAAGGCGGAGGCCGUGGGAGGAGGAGUAAUAUUCCGAGCUCCUGUCCACAUUUGUAAGCCUGGAGAAAUUCAGCAAGAAUAUGAAAAGAAAAAGAAAAAGGGUGAAAAGGAGAAAGGUGAAAAGGCAUCUGGGCAGGCUAUCCAGAAGAUUUUAGAGGGUGACUGGAGACAAGUGGACGGAGAGCGACAGAAAAAGACUUUCCUCAGAUGUGAGGAGCUGGCACCAAUAGAUAUGAGUGAGGAGAAGCGACGGGUGCAGCUCCACCAUAUAGAGGAGGAAGGUGGAAUACCAAAGUACUUUCAAGACUCUCAUGGAGUGUUGUCAGAUUCUGAAAAUGAGGAGCCCAUUGGAAAAAGGACACGACAUGUGUCUGCGUUUGUCCGCAAAACCAGAAACUCACCAGCCUCCAGUCGAAUUCUCCAAAACCAUGCGGUGCAAAGAAGCAGGAGCUGUACAGAUACUGAAGAAGACAGGCGAAAGAACAGCUGUCCCUUACAGCUUAAUAUCGCACCCAAGACCUAUAUUGCCUAUAGCCACAACGCUGGAAUUCUGUUAUCCUCUGAAAACAGCCGAUCCCUGUCUGCUCCUGUACUUUUUCCUGACAAAAAGCAUCCAUGGCGAAGUGUUUCUGCUACAGCCAACACCUUUGUGGCGCCUCAAGCCAAACCAGAGAGGUCCAUCAGCCCUGAGAGCAAUGACAGCAUUUCAGAGGAGUUGAAUCACUUCAAACCAAUCGUCUGCUCACCCUGCACCCCUCCGAAAAGGCUUCCAGAUGGGCGAGUCCUGGAACCCACCAUUGUGAAGUCUACACCAAGAAACCUAAGCCGCAGUUUGCAAAAGCCCACCAGCUAUGAGGCAAGUCCCACCAUUCUUCAAAAAUGGAAGCAAAUUGAGAUUGAUCGGCAGGUGACCUCCAAGGGAACCAUCACGAGUCCAUUCACUGAGGACUUUACCCAGGGACAAAGCCCUGGGGAGAAGGGUAAAAUCAGCGAGACAUCUUUGGAAAAGAACGUACUGAAGGAUUGCUUGACUGUUUCCACACCAAAAAUUGAUACCUCUGGACACGAAAUAGUGAAAACUUGUAACAAGCGGAGGUUGAUAUUUGAUCGACUCACUGGGGAAUCAAGCAUUUCUGUCACACAAGUCAACAAGACCUGUACCCCAAUAGUGGACCACUGCACAUGCAUUGCUGGUGACUCGCUUCAAGGAGUAGAGAUUGCAUCUAUUGCAUAUAGUGGACCAAUAUCAACACUUGCAGAUAAAAAAGAUGUAGAAGUGGCAGUGUGCAAUCAAAAACUGACAGAUGUGCUAGACAAGAGUACAGUGUCAAAUCCCAGAAAUAGUAUCAAGAGCACACCUACCUCAAGGAAGGGCAGGAAGAGAAGCCAAAAGACUAAGCAUUUGGAGGAAGCUAGGGCUCCAAAAAAGCCCAAGUCCCUGGAUGAAGAUAGCCUUGUUACAGAGACCGAUGAGAAUUCCUUUCUUGAACGUCGUGUGCAACAGGAAAAGGAGGACCAUAAACUGGCACUAAAGCUGCAAAGACAGUUCAAUAAGGAGUGUCAAAAAGUGGACAGACGAAAGAUCAGCCCUGAGAGGUACCUUCUUCGGUCUUGGGUCUCAACUGACUGUCACUCGGAGUAUAAUCCAAGAAGGUCAGGAAGAACUUCCAAAAAGAAAGAGCACUUUAACUAGAACUGUUAAGAUGUUGUUGGUCUGUGACUUAAAUCAGUCAGCAAUAUCUCUUUUACUCUUCUUUUUAAUAGUGAAUAUGGAUAUCUCCACUGAUUCCCAUGUUACUGCCGGAGUCAAUGACAAAAUUUGAAAUAGUUAUACAUGAUGAAGAAAACAUAAAAUAU
Scleropages formosus (Asian bonytongue) is the source of this 2253-nucleotide messenger RNA. It is a transcript of the gene rnf169, whose product is annotated as ring finger protein 169. Gene Ontology annotation, molecular function: metal ion binding; nucleosome binding; ubiquitin-protein transferase activity. Gene Ontology annotation, cellular component: site of double-strand break; nucleus. Bases 26 to 2089 code for a protein of 687 amino acids. Lineage: Eukaryota; Metazoa; Chordata; Actinopteri; Osteoglossiformes; Osteoglossidae. The transcript has 7 exons. Gene Ontology annotation, biological process: double-strand break repair. The record is from RefSeq and is a predicted model, not a curated record.